Messenger RNA from Carcharodon carcharias (great white shark), 2509 nucleotides. RefSeq names its product serine/threonine-protein kinase pim-1-like. NCBI's taxonomy places the organism in Eukaryota, Metazoa, Chordata, Chondrichthyes, Lamniformes, Lamnidae. Gene Ontology annotation, molecular function: protein serine/threonine kinase activity; ATP binding. The record is from RefSeq and is a predicted model, not a curated record. Gene Ontology annotation, cellular component: cytoplasm. Bases 1238 to 2179 code for a protein of 313 amino acids. The transcript is spliced from 6 exons. Gene Ontology annotation, biological process: regulation of mitotic cell cycle; negative regulation of apoptotic process; protein autophosphorylation.
UAAAAACCGGAUCCAAAUCAGAGAGAGAGAAUCCCGGGGAGAAUCCGGAUCAGAGAGUCAGUCCCGGGGAGAAUCCGGAUCAGAGAGUCAGUCCCGGGGAGAAUCCGGAUCAGAGAGUCAGUCCCGGGGAGAAUCCGGAUCAGAGAGUCAGUCCCGGGGAGAAUCCGGAUCAGAGAGUCAGUCCCGGGGAGAAUCCGGAUCAGAGAGUCAGUCCCGGGGAGAAUCCGGAUCAGAGAGUCAGUCCCGGGGAGAAUCCGGAUCAGAGAGUCAGUCCCGGGGAGAAUCCGGAUCAGAGAGUCAGUCCCGGGGAGAAUCCGGAUCAGAGAGUCAGUCCCGGGGAGAAUCCGGAUCAGAGAGUCAGUCCCGGGGAGAAUCCGGAUCAGAGAGUCAGUCCCGGGGAGAAUCCGGAUCAGAGAGUCAGUCCCGGGGAGAAUCCGGAUCAGAGAGUCAGUCCCGGGGAGAAUCCGGAUCAGAGAGUCAGUCCCGGGGAGAAUCCGGAUCAGAGAGUCAGUCCCGGGGAGAAUCCGGAUCAGAGAGUCAGUCCCGGGGAGAAUCCGGAUCAGAGAGUCAGUCCCGGGGAGAAUCCGGAUCAGAGAGUCAGUCCCGGGGAGAAUCCGGAUCAGAGAGUCAGUCCCGGGGAGAAUCCGGAUCAGAGAGUCAGUCCCGGGGAGAAUCCGGAUCAGAGAGUCAGUCCCGGGGAGAAUCCGGAUCAGAGAGUCAGUCCCGGGGAGAAUCCGGAUCAGAGAGUCAGUCCCGGGGAGAAUCCGGAUCAGAGAGUCAGUCCCGGGGAGAAUCCGGAUCAGAGAGUCAGUCCCGGGGAGAAUCCGGAUCAGAGAGUCAGUCCCGGGGAGAAUCCGGAUCAGAGAGUCAGUCCCGGGGAGAAUCCGGAUCAGAGAGUCAGUCCCGGGGAGAAUCCGGAUCAGAGAGUCAGUCCCGGGGAGAAUCCGGAUCAGAGAGUCAGUCCCGGGGAGAAUCCGGAUCAGAGAGUCAGUCCCGGGGAGAAUCCGGAUCAGAGAGUCAGUCCCGGGGAGAAUCCGGAUCAGAGAGUCAGUCCCGGGGAGAAUCCGGAUCAGAGAGUCAGUCCCGGGGAGAAUCCGGAUCAGAGAGUCAGUCCCGGGGAGAAUCCGGAUCAGAGAGUCAGUCCCGGGGAGAAUCCGGAUCAGAGAGUCAGUCCCGGGGAGAAUCCGGAUCAGAGAGUCAGUCCCGGGGAGAUUCGGAGCGGGUCCGGGAUUGCCGAAUGGCCACAACCCGAGUGAUUCCGGGCAGGAAGAUGCAGACACUGAUCCGGAGCAACGGCGGAGCAGCCCGGGAGCGGGAGCCAGUGAGGGACCGAGAGCUGUUUGAGAAAUGUUACCAGGUGGGUCCAGUCCUGGGCAGCGGUGGCUUCGGGACAGUUUAUUCCGGAGUUCGUCUAUCGGAUGGAGUCCCGGUCGCUAUUAAACACGUGCCGCGUGAGAGAAUCACUGACUGGAAGCUGCUGAAUGGAUCCAUGAUCCCACUGGAGAUUGUGCUGCUGAAGAAGGUUUCAACAGGAUUCCGAGGGGUGAUUCAGCUCCUGGAAUGGUUUGAGCAGCCAGAUGGAUUUCUCCUGAUCCUCGAGCGGCCGGAACCUGUGCAGGAUCUGUUUGAUUACAUCACAGAGCAUGGCGCGCUGUCAGAGGAAAUGGCACGUGAAUUUUUCAGCCAGGUGCUGGAGGCGGUCCAACACUGUCACGAUUGCGGUGUGGUGCAUCGUGACAUCAAGGAUGAGAAUAUCCUAGUGGAUCUCCGGACCUGGGAGCUCAAACUCAUCGACUUUGGGUCUGGAGCGUUGCUACGGGAUACCGUCUACACAGAUUUUGAUGGUACCCGGGUGUACAGCCCGCCAGAGUGGAUCACCUAUCAUAGAUAUCAUGGUCGCUCAGCCACAGUGUGGUCACUGGGAAUUCUACUGUAUGACCUGAUCUGUGGGGACAUCCCCUUUGAGCAUGAUGAGGAGAUUACACGAGGCACAGUCCCCUUUCGUGGGCAUGUUUCUAGAGAAUGCCAACAUCUCAUCCAGUGGAGUCUCUCUCUCCGCCCAUCUGAUCGACCCACCCUGGACCAGAUUCUGUCCCAUCCUUGGCUGAAGCAACACACUAUGGAUCUGGGUAUGAAACACCUAGAAAAGUCAGACAGCUCCAGCCAGGAGAGUUUGUGAUUCCCUCGGGGUCUGAGAGCGAGAGCUGCAAGUCUAAGGAGUAGGAGCUGCUGUUAAAGUGCGUAUUACAGACUUAGCGAGACACAGCACGAAGCAAGAAGCACCUGCCCCUUGAGUUGGACACUGAGGCAUGCAGUGGAGAUGGCCACAGAACUGAGUUCGACCCAGGUUGAUUGGGUCUGAGGGUUUGAGGCUGUGAUGUUGGCGUCAUGAGAGCAAUUAACUCCGUCAAACUCUCAUCAGGGGCCCUCUGAUGAAUGGGACGAAGCAGCUGGUGGGGAUGGGUCUGUCUCUGUAUAACACUGGGGUACAGUACUGGUGGGGACGGGU